GCCGGGGAGUGGCGUCUAUGCAGCCGGCCCGCCCCGGGGAGGGCAGCGGCCCCCGGGGCAUGGACACCGGGGCCGGCCCGGGCCGGGGCACUGGGCUGAGGUGCUGAGUGGCGCGGGGCUCGGGGCUCGGGGCGCCCGCACCCUCUUGCCCGCACCCUCCUGCCCGCAUUCUCCUCCCGCGCGCCUGGCCAUGGGCUGCUCCCCGCGGGGCCUGUGGCCCGCGCUCCUGGCUCUCGUCCUCGCCGUCCGACUCCGCGCCUCGGGUGCCCAGCAGAGUGCCACUGUGGCCAACCCAGUGCCUGGAGGAAACCCUGACCUGUUACCCCAUUUCCUGGUGGAGCCUGAGGAUGUCUACAUCGUCAAGAACAAGCCGGUGACACUCACGUGCAAGGCCAGCCCUGCCACCCAGAUCUACUUCAAGUGUAAUGGGGAGUGGGUUCACCAGGGAGACCACAUAACAGAGCACAGCACCGAGAAGGGCAGUGGGCUGCCCAUGAUGGAGGUCCGCAUCAACAUCUCCAGGCAGCAGGUGGAAAAGGUCUUCGGUCUGGAGGAGUACUGGUGCCAGUGUGUGGCCUGGAGUUCUUCAGGCACCACCAAGAGCCAGAAGGCCUAUGUCCGCAUUGCCUAUUUGCGCAAGAACUUUGAACAGGAGCCUCUGGCCAAGGAGGUGUCCUUGGAGCAGGGCAUCGUCCUGCCCUGCCGCCCGCCCGAGGGCAUCCCCCCUGCCGAGGUGGAAUGGCUCCGAAACGAGGACCUGGUUGACCCGUCCCUGGAUCCCAACGUCUACGUGACCCGGGAACACAGCCUGGUGGUGCGCCAGGCCCGCCUGGCCGACACGGCCAACUACACCUGCGUGGCCAAGAACAUCGUGGCCCGGCGCCGCAGCUCCUCGGCCGCCGUCACCGUCUACGUGAACGGUGGGUGGUCGACCUGGACGGAGUGGUCAGCCUGCAGCGCCACCUGUGGGCGAGGCUGGCAGAAACGCAGCCGGAGCUGCACCAACCCGGCACCGCUCAACGGGGGCUCCUUCUGUGAGGGCCAGAGCGGCCAGAAAACCGCCUGUGCCUCCUUGUGCCCAGUAGACGGAGGGUGGACCGAGUGGAGCAAGUGGUCGGCCUGCGCGCUGGACUGCACCCGCUGGAGGAGCCGGGAGUGCUCCGAGCCCCCGCCUCGCAACGGUGGGGAAGACUGCCAGGGAGCCGACCUGGACACGCGCAACUGCACCAGCGACCUCUGCAUCCACACUGCCUCGGGGCCGGAAGACGUGGCGCUGUACGUGGGGCUCAUCGCCGUGGCCGUGUGCUUAGUGCUCCUGCUGCUCGUCCUCAUCCUGGUCUAUUGCCGGAAAAAAGAGGGCUUGGACUCGGACGUGGCCGACUCGUCCAUCCUGACGUCAGGCUUCCAGCCCGUCAGCAUCAAGCCCACCAAGGCAGACAACUCCCACCUGCUGACCAUCCAGCCGGACCUGAGCACCACAACCACUACGUACCAGGGCACCCUGUGCCCGCGGCAGGACAGUUCCGGCCCCAAGUUCCAGCUCACCAACGGGCACCUCCUUAGCCCCCUGGGCAGCGGCCGGCACACCUUGCACCACAGCUCACCUGCCUCUGAGGCCGAGGACUUCGUCGCCCGUCUCUCCACCCAGAACUACUUCCGUUCCUUGCCCCGGGGGGCCAGCAACAUGGCAUACGGGACCUUUAACUUCCUGGGGGGACGGCUAAUGAUUCCCAAUACAGGAAUCAGCCUCCUGAUCCCUCCAGAUGCCAUUCCCCGGGGAAAGAUCUAUGAGAUCUACCUCACACUGCAUAAGCAGGAAGAUGUGAGGCUGCCCCUAGCUGGCUGCCAGACCCUGCUGAGCCCCAUCAUUAGCUGCGGGCCUCCCGGCGUCCUGCUCACCCGGCCAGUCAUCCUUUCCAUGGACCACUGUGGAGAGCCCAGCCCCGAGAACUGGAGUCUGCGGCUCAAGAAACAGUCUUGUGAGGGCACCUGGGAGGAUGUGCUGCACCUGGGCGAGGAGUCACCGGCCCACCUCUACUACUGCCAGCUGGAGGCCCGAGCUUGCCACGUCUUCACGGAGCAGCUGGGCCGCUUUGCCCUGGUUGGGGAAGCCCUGAGCUCGGCCGCGGCUAAGCGCCUCAAACUUCUGCUGUUCGCCCCGACGGCCUGCACCUCCUUGGAAUACACCAUCCGUGUCUACUGCCUCCACGACACGCAUGACGCGCUGAAGGAGGUGAUCCAGCUGGAGAAGCAGAUGGGGGGACAGCUGAUCGAGGAGCCCCGGGUCCUCCACUUCAAGGACAGUUAUCACAAUCUACGCCUCUCUAUCCAUGACGUACCCAGCUCCCUGUGGAAGAGCAAACUGCUUGUCAGCUACCAGGAGAUCCCAUUUUAUCACAUCUGGAAUGGUGGGGCCCAACAGUUCCUUCACUGUACCUUUACCCUGGAGCGCUUCAGCCCCAGCACUACUGACCUAGCCUGUAAGAUCUGGAUCUGGCAGGUGGAGGGCGAUGGGCAGAGCUUCAAUGUCAACUUCAACAUCAACAAGGACACAAGAUUUGCCGAAUUGUUGGCUCCAGACAAUGAAGGGGGGGUCCCAGCCCUGGUGGGCCCCAGUGCCUUUAAGAUACCCUUCCUCAUCCGUCAGAAGAUCAUCAGCAGCCUCGACCCUCCCUGUGGCCGGGGAGCUGACUGGAGAACUCUGGCCCAGAAACUGCACCUGGACAGCCAUCUUGGCUUCUUUGCCUCCAAGGCCAGCCCCACCGCCAUGAUCCUCAACCUGUGGGAGGCCCGGCACUUCCCCCACGGCAACCUCAGCCAGCUGGCGGCUGCUGUGGCCGACUUGGGCAAACAGGACACUGCCCUCUUCAUGGUGUCUGAGGCCGAGUGCUGAGCCUGAGGCCAGGACUGGCUCCCUGCACAUGCACCAGCAUCAGUGGACACCUUGGGCGUGGGCCAGAGGCAAGGUGGGGGGCAGGGAUGGCACCCCUGAAAUGACGUCCACCCUGCUGUCCCUCCUUUCUUGCUUUGUGCCCAGGGAGCCCCUUCUCACAGCCAUGACUGGGCCAAGUUAACUUCCCCCAGCCCCUCUCAGAGGGCUCCUCCCCUGGCCAUCCCACUGCCCCGGGUUGGGCCUUGAGCACACUGGGGAUGGGUACCAGUCGUUGACACAGCAUCACCCAGAGCUGGGGGGCUGAGUCCAGCAGGAAGGAGGGAAGAGAAUCGCCCCCAAGGCCAGGAGAGGGAUCUCGGCAGGUCCGGAGGCAGAUGGCACGUGUGUCUGCGUGUGUGUGUGUCAUGCUACCUCUCCCUCCACCCCUCCCUUGGGGUUACACAUACACAUGGACACAAACACGGGAGUCGGGGAACGGGGUCACUUUGCCCACCCAGAGCUGGGCCUUAUGCAAACAUUUCUGUGCCUGUGGGGGGAGAGCAGAUCUGAGGGGGACCCUCUCCCCGACCAAGGGGAGCGGCCCAAACCCAGGAUCAUGCUUGUCAGCUCCAGGGCCCCGGCCCAUGUUGUGGAAGCUCAGGGGACUGGGCGCCCAGCCACCCCCCCGUGGUUCACCCCCAGCUUCUAUCUGUGCUCUCCCCCACGUGUCACCUCCUGGAUCCCUGUCUCAUGCACACUCACCCACUCACAGUAGACAUGUACCUCAAGACACCCCACCACAUCUGUGCAUCGUGUCGCACACGUGCCCCACACGUGCCUCUCACACAGGCAGCAGUGCUGCUGCUCCCAUCCCCACAGGGACACAGGCUUGCUCCUCUCCUCCCCUCCCCACCCUCCCUGUCCCCCUCCCCGCCAGCAGCAGGGAGGGCCCGGUCCAACCCAGCCCCUUCCCCCAUUCCCCAAACCCCUCCUCAGGCCCUGCGGGGCGGGUGUAUAUGCAAAGGGAGUCAUGCGUUGUACAUUGGCGAGUGUCUGUGCUGUAGUGUGUCCGUCCCUGGUCCCUGGAGCCGGGGCAGGCCCAGCCCUUACCCUGUCCCAGUGCCCCUCACACAGGGCGUGUUGUGUAAAGACCGUUUCUUUUUCUAAUUCUGUAUUCAAAGUGCAUUCAAGUACUUACACUUGGCCUUAUGUACAUACAGCCUUGCCCGGCCGGGCACGUAGGGAUUUUAGCGGACGUGAAUAAUGUAAAUAAAUGAUAUAUAUAUUGCUAAA
Antechinus flavipes (yellow-footed antechinus) is the source of this 4165-nucleotide messenger RNA. RefSeq names its product unc-5 netrin receptor A (gene UNC5A). Gene Ontology annotation, cellular component: membrane. Bases 191 to 2893 code for a protein of 900 amino acids. The record is from RefSeq and is a predicted model, not a curated record. The transcript is spliced from 16 exons. Gene Ontology annotation, molecular function: protein binding; netrin receptor activity. Lineage: Eukaryota; Metazoa; Chordata; Mammalia; Dasyuromorphia; Dasyuridae. Gene Ontology annotation, biological process: netrin-activated signaling pathway; anterior/posterior axon guidance.